GUCAAAUUUAUUCAUAAAAUAUACCGUUGGAUUUGUCUCUUUGAGACCUAUCCAUAAAAGUCAAUCUUAACCAAAAUCAUUGACUCUUAAAAUUCCUUUGUUUUUGGUCAAACAUAGAAAUAAUAUUUUUGUUGAGUCAAAAUAUUGUUUCUAAAAUACUUUUAUUAUAGAAUAACUUUUAGACCAUGUUUUGGGGCGUUAGAGGCGCCCCCUCAACGGAUUCGAGCCGUUCCUUAGGUUUCGCGUGACGUCUCGCACGAUCUCCACUAAAAGUAAUCAUGGCCUACUGUUUCGCCUUCCAACCUUUUGAUAAAACUGCCGCUGGACGCCAUUCUUCCUACCCUGCUACACUUGCUUCUUCACUUGCUCUUCCGCCAUUACCCAACCCAUUUUCCUUCUACUUCAGGUCAGUUCCCCCUUUUACCAUCAUGAUUGUCUCUCAUUCUAACUUGGCUUCUCUGUCAUCCAGUUCUCGCCAAGACAGUCACUCGGCCUCUGGCCAUGACCAAGGUCAUGGGGAGUGGGCGUCCUACGCCAGCCUUUCCCAGCGAUCCAGCAAACUCUUCACUAGCGACAAGAAAGGGUCGACCAAGGACUGGAAGCCCUUUUUUGUCUUUGUCUCGACGGGGCCCGAAUCUCCUUUUACGAGUUCAGGGCUCCCAUACUUCCGUUGCAUUCCGUGUCUUCAACCCAACGCCACUCUCCUAUCCAUAACCCAGGAACUCUGCGGCCAGGGGGCCGUCGAGAUUAAGGUGGUAACCAAGGAAUCUCUAGCAGCGCUGGGGUUUGUGUUUGUCCAAGACAAGCAUCACCAUCAGCCUGACUUGCUAAGGGACUUCCCCGGGGGGAGUGUUGACAUUGGCCCUUUUAGUAAUUUUUUCCUUCUCCAUCAGGGAUCUCAAAUUUAUCUCUUCAGGUACUACCUGUUCCACUUGUUUUCAGUCGAACAAGAGGGGUUGGAAGAAGAGAUGGAGGGUGAUCUCUUGAUCAGCCACUUCAUUGCAGGGAGGAAGAGGAAGAGGGAUGCAGCCCGGCAGAGCAGGAGCAAGCGUUCUUCCUCGCACGGAAAAGAUAGCCCCCGGCAGGAACAUGUUGUGAUCGAGGUGGAGGAUCAGGACGACGUGGCCCUCUCGGAGGGACCUCCCUCCCCACCCGCAGUGACCUACGAGGUGGCGACCGAGGGUCUCUCGACAAGGUUUAGCAUUCCUCCCCCGUCCCCAAGUCUAGGGGACAUACAGCUGGAGACCUUGGCCACCCUCCCUGCUCAAUAUCGAGCUCGAAUCUCGGCCGGUUCUGAUGAUGACCUCAACAACAUGGUUCUUCUGAAGCUUAGUCAGACCACGCUAGGGAUGAUCGAGCUCGUCGGCUGGAGGCAGGAUUGCCAAGCGGCUAUGGAUGAGGCGAAGAAAGCUGCAGAAGAUAAGUAGAGGGAGCUGCAGGAUGAGGUCGCUUGGCUUGCGAGGUAGUUGGAGGAGGAGAAGGGUCGCUCCGCCAACCUAGAGGUGGAGAAUGCCUCACUGUCUUCUGAGGUGGGGUCCGUUUCUGCCCGAGUAGCCGAGCUGGAAGGAGAGAAGGCCGAUCUUAUCUAGUAGUUGGAGGCCGAGAGGAGCGACCAGGCCCAUCGCCUCGAGGAGGCAGUCGAGUCCUUCAAAUCUUCCCCCGAGUUUACCACGGUCGCCAUGGAGCGGAUGGACAAGCUGGUAGUCGAGUUGCUCAAGACUUGGCCAGG
Molecule: messenger RNA, 1729 nt
Organism: Cuscuta campestris
Lineage: Eukaryota; Viridiplantae; Streptophyta; Magnoliopsida; Solanales; Convolvulaceae
Source: the annotation of a GenBank genome assembly